CAGAGCGGUGAGCUGGAAUGAUCAGAUUUUCUAGAGUGCAAUUAUCAAACUCUGCAAUUGAACACAUUACAGAGAGGACUGCAGCUGAACAAGGAGGAGGCCUUUAGGACACACUCAUGCGCAGGACAUCAUCCUCCCACUGAGUCAGAGAACAAUCAGUCUACAGAGAUAAAUGCCAGAUUCUCCUCCUUCCAGCCUCACACUGCACUCUGUCAAUGCUGUGACUGGACAAACAGGAUAAAAACCAAACAAAAAGAUUUAAAUAUUAAUCCAACGGCUGAAACAAGAAGAGUGCCAGUUCCCUCCCAAACGCAGAUGAGACAGCAGAGGCGAUGAUGAAGCCGGUGGUCACCAGCGAAGCUUCAGCAGGGUGGGCUGGAUGAAGAGGCUACUAUGGCUCAGAUCCAGUCAGUGUGGGGGCGUCCACAUGGACACGGAGCCCGGAGUGUGGCUGAGGAGCUUCCAGUUGCUGGAUACAGAUGGACAACAUGAGGAACCGGUGCAGGAAUGGGGGGAGGAAGAGGAGGACGGGGCCAUUUUUGGUAUCACCCUACGACGGGAGCCUGCCCUGUCGGGCUCGGGCUCCCCUGAUUUCUCUCCGGCCUUUGGCGGCGUCCAGUACCACACUGUGAAGGUUCGCAGGCUAAAGGCCGCCACCCUGGAGCGGCUGGUCUCCCACCUGUUGGACCCAGAACGCCGGGAGCCCGACUUCAUCCAUGUGUUCCUGUCCACAUACAGGGCCUUCACCUCCGCUAGCUCCUUCAUAGAACUGCUGUUUCAGAGAGAUGAAUCCCUCUCCAACCUGGAUAAUGCUGUCAGCCUGCACAGUCCUGCGCUCCCGGUGGUCCGGCUUUGGCUUGAGGAAUACAGCAGCGACUUCCAGGAACCUCCUCAGUACCCGGCCCUCCGCCUCCUGUGUUCCCACCUACGCCGUCGCCUUUGCUUCAGGCGUUUGUUUCAGACUGCUGAAGCUUUGCUCAAAAGACUACAGGCACAAGAUUCCAGCCGCUCUGUGUCUGAAAACCAAAUGGAAUCACAGCAGUGCAGUCCUCAGAGUGAUGAAGAAUUGACUUCUAAACAAGACAAACCAAACUUUAUGGACUUCCCUGCUGUAGACGUAGCAGAGCAGCUCACCAGACUGGAUGCUGAACUGUUUGUGAAGGUGGAGCCCUUCCACUGCCUAGGCUGCAUCUGGUCCCAGCGUGACAAGAAGCAAAACCGGAAUCUGGCGCCGACGGUCCGAGCCACCAUUUGCCAGUUUAACGCCGUCACCAACUGUGUAAUCACUUCCCUCCUCUGCCCGUCCUCACCAAGCCCAUCCCUUUCCUCCCCCUUCUCAUCCCCAUCUUCAACCUCUACCUUCCUGUACCCGUCUUCGACCCCCGGCUCCCCUCACUGCUCACGUUUUGGCCCGGUUCACAGGGCGCACAUCAUCGAGUGGUGGAUCACCGUCGCACAGGAGUGCAGGCGGUUAAAGAACUUCUCCUCUUUGAAAGCCAUCCUCUCUGCUCUGCAGUCCAACGCUGUUUAUCGACUCAAAAAGACGUGGGCUGCUGUCAGCAGGGAAAGUAUGACAGUCUUUGAUCACCUGUGUGAGACGUUUCCUGAUGAGAACUGUGUCCUCACCAACAGAGAGGUUCUGGUUGAGAGCUUGAGCUGUGGUAUCGUGCCGUACCUGGGAACGUACCUGACGGUCCUCACCAUGUUGGACACGGCGCUGACUGACACUGUGGAGGGUUGCCUCAUCAACUUUGAGAAACGUAGACGGGAGUAUGAGAUCCUCUCACAGAUUAAACAGCUGCAGGGUUUCUGCUCCCAUUAUCGUCUCUCUGUAAACUCUUGCAUCACAGCCUGGCUCCAGGCUCAAACUCUGCUCACAGACCAGGAGAGCUAUGAGCUGUCUCGUGAACUGGAGCCUCCUGUUGAUCCUUGCCCCAACUCUCCCAACUCCAGGAGUGGGCGUCUACUGGCUACUAAGCUCGCCUCGUUGCGAACAUCCCACUCUGACCAGAUUAGUGUUUCAUCAUCUGGUUCCAGUGGUUCAGACCUGGAGGACCUCUCCAUCCCUCAGCCUUCCCCCUUCAGGCUCAAACUCAAGUCUCUCCCAGGUUCUCUUCACAAUGUGGCGGAGGACUUCUCUAUGUCCUCCUCAUCCUCACCGAGCCUCUCUGGCUCAUCCUGCAGCUCCUCGCACCCGGACCUCAGCUCGCCUUCUCUGACGCUAAGCCCCGAUUCAUCGCAAUCCACCUGUUCUCCUCAGGGGACACUCCCCCUCUACAACAAACAGAUCGCAGACUCCUGUAUCAUCAGGGUCACGGUGGAGUGUGUCAGCAAUGGAAACAUAUACAAGAGCAUUCUGCUGACUAGCCAGGACCACACCCCGCAGGUCAUUCAGAGAGCUCUGGAGAAGCACAACAUGGAGGACUUCAGGAGCAGCGACUUUGGUCUUUACCAGUUACUUAACCAUGGAAGAGAGCUUCACAUACCUGACAACGCCAAUGUAUUCUACGCUAUGUGCACUUCGGCCAACUACGACUUUGUCCUGCGGCAGCGCUGGAGGAGCCAUGGGAGACAGUUUGGCUCCUUCUCCAGCCCUGGGGCCCGGCCCAGGGGCCGCCAUAUCAAAUAAACAGCGAGCUUCUGCACAGGAUAAAUAGUUGCCAGCAAAACUGCAUCAAAAUACCUUGACUGAAGAAUAACUUGGAGGUAUUCUUACUGAAAGAGGAGCUGCUCUGCCAAGGCAUGAUGUUAUCAGCAUCCUGGACUGUAAAAGGGCGCCCCCUGGAGGAAAUGAUCAGCAGUCACUGCCAGGGUUUCUCUCCAGGGCUGAGUUUGACCUAUCGGUGGAAACUGCUAAGGGCCGCAGUGUGGCUACACAAGGAUUUUGCGCUCAACAUUGAAAAAAGUAAUGAGAGCUGCUGACAUUUACUGACAGUUAAGAAACAAGAGCAUGUUGGAGGACAUUAAAACACUCCUUGGUUUCCAUCCUGUUGUCUUCAAACACACAAACAUUGUCCUUAUAAUCACUUAAGAAUAUGCACAUGUAUUCAUGUUAAAAAUUGUAAUAUUAUAUAAAAACUAAAUGUUAUUUUAACUGCUUAAAUUAUUUAAUGCACUUCAGUAUUCACCUGUCUGGUGGUAUAACAAGGAAUGUUGGUAUUUGAGCCUGUAUCUUUAUUCCUUGAAAUUGUUUGUUCAAGGUCUCAGUGAUGAUUGCUGACAGGAUCUAACCACUGAGUGGAAAGACUGUUCUCCUGCUGCAGGAUAGUGUCUUCUCAUUAUUAGUUACUCUGUGCUUUUAAAAUGCUUUCUGCAAAACCACAGUUAUGAAGGAUUUCCAAAUUGAUUUGUAGAAGUAUGCAAAUGUGUCCCAGCCUGUCCACAAAGUGCGCUUUGGGUCUAGACGGCAGCUAUUUAUCGACUGCCUGUAUGUCUGUUGUUCAGUAUUGGAUCAGCUAACAAAGCCCUGGAUUACAUGAUGGAGAGGUUUUAUUGACUAAAUGUUCAAGACUGUAGUAAAACUUUGAUUUAACUCAGUUCUCAUUAGCUUAAUCCAAGGUUGUUGUUGUUGUUUUUUUCACUUUUAAAGGAAAAUGUUUAAAUGCACUGUUGUGGUUAAAUGAAGGAACAUCCUGCAUAUUUCAAGUUACAUAAGAAGCUACUGGUCAUUUGAAGGAUGCACAGUUUGACCACAACCUGCUUCCCUGUGAUUGCUCUGAAGGAUUGUAACCUGAGGAAUGUUUGCAUCGACGGCUUCAGUUUGAAAAACUGCUGCAGUCUGAAGAAAUCGGAUGAAUCUUUGAGAACUUGAUAAGCUGAAACCUGCAGUGAAGAACAAAUCUCAAUGAACUUCUGCUGUUUGUUCUUCCAUCUGUCAUGCAGUAUUAUCAUUAUGCAUUUGACUUACACAUAAUGUCACUUUAUAAACGUUUGUUUUUAUUGUUUUUUUAAGAGGUGUUUUAUUUUUGUUUAAGCGCAUAAUGUAUAUAUUUAGUAUUAAUUAUUCACUAAUAAAGCAAGAC
Messenger RNA from Cyprinodon variegatus (sheepshead minnow), 4022 nucleotides. RefSeq names its product ral guanine nucleotide dissociation stimulator-like 3 (gene rgl3a). The transcript has 18 exons. Lineage: Eukaryota; Metazoa; Chordata; Actinopteri; Cyprinodontiformes; Cyprinodontidae. Gene Ontology annotation, cellular component: plasma membrane. The record is from RefSeq and is a predicted model, not a curated record. The coding region runs from base 380 to 2629 and encodes 749 amino acids. Gene Ontology annotation, biological process: Ras protein signal transduction; positive regulation of GTPase activity. Gene Ontology annotation, molecular function: guanyl-nucleotide exchange factor activity.